This is a messenger RNA of Aspergillus candidus, 1118 nucleotides long. RefSeq names its product mediator of RNA polymerase II transcription subunit 18. Gene Ontology annotation, biological process: termination of RNA polymerase II transcription; regulation of transcription by RNA polymerase II. Gene Ontology annotation, cellular component: core mediator complex; mediator complex. NCBI's taxonomy places the organism in Eukaryota, Fungi, Ascomycota, Eurotiomycetes, Eurotiales, Aspergillaceae. The record is from RefSeq and is a predicted model, not a curated record. The coding region runs from base 226 to 1041 and encodes 271 amino acids. Gene Ontology annotation, molecular function: transcription coregulator activity. The transcript is spliced from 2 exons.
UUUUAACCUUUUUCAUUCACAUUAAUAAUCAUUUAUUUUUAGCGCCCCGCAACCAUCACCCACUCCUGUUCCAACCGAAGUGAACUCGGGGCAGAAGAACGCUGGAGCUUCCCCCAAUCGGCUGCCAUUGAUCUUCAUCCCCGUGAUCCGGGUAGUUUCGCGCCUUUCAAACAUAUUCAAUCCGUCUUACUCUCGUCGGCCUCUUCCCCCCCCUUUCUUGUGAUCAUGCAUGAGCUGUUACUCUUCGCCUCGGUCCCCGCCCACCAACAUCAUGAGCUCCUGCAACAGUUGGCAGGUCUCACGGCCAUGCAACCCCGUCAUCGCCUAGAACGACGUCUGAUCUUCAAGGCCUACCGCAAACCGGGGCUGAUCAACACCCGCGUGGGAGCCAGUCAGGAUUUGCAGGGGAAUGAGAUGCAGCGUCUCAACAAGAUGCUCAACGGUGGCAUGUUCUACACCCAGGUGGUGGGCCCACUGGACGAGUCCGAUUUUGGCCUCAACCCGUCGCCGUCCGCUGGAGAUCCUGAUGAUGCCGCCAUGUCCGGCACGGACGAAAUUCCCACCAAUCGUCCCGCCUAUAGUUACGAAAAUCAACCGUGGAAGUUGGAGUUUCGAGAUAUUCCCGAGGCCGGCACUCGAUCUGCCGUGACGGCGCGGUUGAUGGCUAGCUCCAGCCUUCCUAAAGGUGAUAUUUCCACCCCCAUGACCGCCUGGGGAUAUAGUUUCGUCUCCGAGUACGUGGUGGAGGGGGACAUCUUCGUCUUGAAUGACAUUGUCAUCUUCCUGCAUCGGGUCCUGCACUAUCCGACUGAACCCCAGUCGCAUGAACCGCGGCGAGAACUGCCCCCGCUCUCGGACAUGACUCUGCUCGAACGUUCGGGCAGCUAUGUCCUGCAGGCUUCGAUCACCGUCCAGGACGGCGGGAACCAGGAGAUGAUGAAGACGGCGUCGCAGCACCUGUUCGGACUGCGGGAACAGUUGAAAUACGCCGUCCGGCUCGAACAGGCGGAUCGACUGUCGCUGGAUACACGGGCGAAGUAGAGGCUUUCUUUGUUCUGGCUUUCUUUGCUUUGGUUUUCCUUGAUUAAUGCCGUAUAUACCCCGGGGCGAUGCCUCAG